ACUUCUUCCUGUACUACGGCACAAGGCAUCGUCGACAAAACGGAGCAAUAACCAUCGACUGUCCGAGCGUUUAUACCUCAAAAUAAUGAUAUCUACUUUGAAAAGAUUGAUCCUGCUUGGAUUCUUGAGCAUUUGGUACGUAGAGGAACAUUGCAUCCCCCCAGCUGUCUUGGGUAGUUUCGUUCGUGAUAAAAUCCUCUGUCAAUCUGUUCGUCGAUGCCCACAUCAAUACMGUCGUUAUCUCUCACCGCGAUUGGUUUGGUCUUUUUUCGAUCUGAAUACAGUUCUGCGAAAGACGUCCCGACGAGAAACCUCGAAGGUCUACUCGAGUUUCCGAGCGGUGUUUCGAAGGUUUUCAAUAUCACAACUAAAAUCACCCUGAACAACGGAGAGUACACUACGUACUCACGGAGGGAUGGUUCCUUUGUGAUCUACGACGUAGGUCCCGGAAUCCAUCAGCUGGACAUCGASUCCAAAAAAUUCCACUUCCCCCAGGUUAAGAUCCAGCUGCUGGAGGAAUCGAUGGAUACCCCAAAAUGUCUCGAAUACGCCUUCCCCGGAGCCCCAAAGAGAGCCCUGAAAUAUCCUUUGGUGAUCAAUCCAAAGGGCACCUAUCAGUACUUUGAGCCCAAAAAAGGGUUCUCGAUUUUUGGUUUGCUGAGAAAUCCAAUGGUGAUUAUGAUGCUGUUUUCGGCCGGACUUAUGGUGGCCAUGCCGAAGAUGAUGGAAGGAUUGGACCCGGAAGAAAAGGCAAGGAUGAGAGAACAAAUGAAAAACCAACAAGACCCAUCGGCGAUGCUUUCUCAAAUGUGGGGGGAGAUGACCAAUGCUGGCGAGGAAGAAGCCCCGAGGUCGAAAAAGGAGCGAAGACGCGUGAAGCAAAACUAGAAUGAAUCUCGUGGACAUGCCAAAAUAUUGCGCUUGAAUAGAUUUGCCGUGGUUAUGAUGUCUUUUCCAAGUGUAGAAACGAACACGUGUUCGGAUUCUAGCUAGUACACUACAUAGCAAAACGUGGCAUCGCAAUWCAAAAUAUUU
Molecule: messenger RNA, 1035 nt
Organism: Pseudo-nitzschia multistriata
Lineage: Eukaryota; Bacillariophyta; Bacillariophyceae; Bacillariales; Bacillariaceae
Source: the annotation of a GenBank genome assembly